Astrephomene gubernaculifera is the source of this 547-nucleotide messenger RNA. NCBI's taxonomy places the organism in Eukaryota, Viridiplantae, Chlorophyta, Chlorophyceae, Chlamydomonadales, Astrephomenaceae. The record is from the annotation of a GenBank genome assembly.
GUUUGAACCGCCCGUCACGCAAACCAUGCGCCUACUCGCCGACCUGGGUCUGGUCGUCGCGCGUGGCAUCGUGGAACGCGAGAUGCGAGCCAACCCAGGAGCCCUCGUCGCCGCCGCCGCCGCUGCACCCGGCCAGCGAUCCCGAGCAGGAAAGCAGGGCUCAGCUGCGGCCGCGGCGGCGACGGAGGCGGCGGUGGUUGCUGCGGUUGCUGAGCUGGCUGGGCGGGAACACCCGGGGCAAGCGCUGGUGCCUGUGCGACUGUACAAGCUGGUUAAGUUGGGGGAGGCCAAAGCCUACAAGGCGGACGGCGCCUGCCUCCCCCCCAGCUACAACUGCAUCCUCAACCCCGCCAUCACCGAAACCAGCCGCCGAGCCGCAGCCCCGCCGGGUAGACAGCUCGCCGCCGCUGCUGCAGGACCUCCCGCCACCGCUAGCGGACGUGGCGGAGGUACCGGCGGCGGCGGUAAGCCUGUACGACAGCAGCCUAGUAGCGGAGGCGGCGGCAGCGACAGCGGAGCUAGUACGAACGCCGACGGUGAUGGUGAC